CCGUAUUCAGUUCUUAAUCAGCGUUUAAUCGCGCUGCACAUGACAGGAAAAAAGUUUAUUAUUUAAAAUUUAUUCAUUUUCUAUGAAUAAAGAAAAAAAGUGUUUUGUUUAUUCUUUUUAAAAAACGCGUGAAUAAAAUCGAAAAGCAGAAGAACAAUCAAGUGUUAAACUUACAUUAUCAAUACAAAUAGCCUACUUAAAGUUUGAAAUUUUGAUCCACAUUGGAUUUGUGUUACACAUUGUGUUGAAGUGUUAAUUUGUUAAAUCAUUGUUAAGUGUUAACUAUUAAAAAAUAUUCAAUGAAAAAAAUAAAUAAAUUCGAUUUAUAAAUGUGGCAUUUAUUUUUUCUUAAAUGUUAGUUUAUGGAAAAAGUGGGUUGAAAAUAAAUUUUUGUGUUAAUAUUUGCUCAACUAAUUAACGUGGAUUUCAAAAAAUAUAAUUAAAGAAAAACAUUUAAUGUGUUAUAAACUAAUGUGAUUUGAAAUGAUAUUAUGUCAAUAUUGAAAAUACGAAAAUACAAUAAAUUAAAAAAAGCCAAUAUAAUAUUAAAUAAUAUUGAGAAAACAAAACAAUAACAAAACGUCACACAACCAAGAUAACCCCGCCACAGAAAAGGUCCACAACAACAACACCACCUAAAUAAUUGUUGUUUUCAAUAAUUGUUGCUGGUGUUUUUUCCUCAUUAAUGCAAAAAGGUCACGCUCUGCCACAUCAAUGAAAGCACACAACCACAAUUACAAAACUCAACAAUGAAAUCAAAUUAACAAAUCAAAAUAGAAACCAAAGAAGACACAAAUGGAAUUGAGUGGAAUUGAAACCUGAAAACCAAUUAUUGUGAUAUACCUAUUUCCCCCCUAAGUUAAACUAGUUGCAGAUUUUUUUUGCUACUCUUUAUUUUCGUCACAACUCAAACUACCUCAGCCAACAUAUCCUCUGGGAACUUUUCACACGUCUACACGCCUAGAACUCUAGAACUCACAACAAAAACUCUAUCAAAAUGGUACAUGGAGCCCCUGCCAAGAAGAAGACCAAUGGUGCAACCAACAACAAUGACACACAACAAUACGAAAUGGAAUUGGAGGAGACACAACAGCCCGUGCCACCCGAUGGUGGUUGGGGUUGGAUGGUGGUGUUCGGUUCCUUUAUGAUACACAUUAUCACCGAUGGCAUGACAUAUUCCUUUGGUCUGUUCUACGAUGAAUUUUUGGUGUAUUUCAAUGAGGGCAAAGGUUAUACGGCAUGGAUUGUCUCAAUUAUGGUUGGUGUGACAUUUGCAUCGGGCCCAAUUUCAUCGUCAUUUGUUAAUCGCUAUGGUUGUCGAGCUGUUACAAUAGCGGGAGCUAUUUUAACCGCAAUAUGCAUUAUUAUUAGUACCUAUGCUCAGAAUGUCCUCACAUUGAUUAUCACCAUUGGUUUUGGUACCGGUCUUGGCUUGGGUCUAAUCUAUUUACCCGCCAUUGUGAGUGUCAGUACCUACUUUGAGGCCAAACGUUCUCUGGCCACUGGUAUUGCAGUAUGUGGUUCUGGUUUUGGUACCUUUGUAUUUGCUCCUUUGAUGGAGUCGCUAUUGGGUACCUAUGGUUGGCGUGGUGCUUUGCUAAUUGUUGGAGGCAUUGUAUUGAAUUGUAUUAUAUUCGGUGCCAUGUUCCGACCAUUGGAACCACCACAACCUACCAAGGCGAAGAAGAAGAACAUCAUAGAUCAACAUGCUACUCCAGCGGAGCUGGAACCCCUUAAGGCCAAUGUCAAGCAAGCUGAUCAAUAUUUGCAAUUGCCCAAAAGUGAAACAAAUGGUCUGUGUCGCUCGAAUAGUGUGGGUCAUUCAUUUAAAAAUAAGUUAAAUGGUUCCAAUGGAGCUGUCAAUCAAAAAAUGGAAAUUUCCGUGGUUUCAAAAUGCACCAGCAAUGAAGAUAUUAUCAAAUCGGCCAUGAGUCAACCGCAUUUGGCCCAAUUGAAGGAGCAUCAUCGUGAAAAGUCGGGCAGCGGUACCAUGUAUAGGCCGGAUAUUUUGUAUCAGGGUUCCUUGCUCAACAUACCCGAAUAUGCCAGAUCACGUCAAGAUUUAUCGGGGUCAGGUGUCAUCCAACGUUAUGGUUCAGUUAAACAUUCCCAAUUGGAUUUGAAUGAGGAUGAGGAAGUGGCAAAAUGUUGCGGCAUCACAUGUUCGAAAGAGACCCGCGACACCCUUCGCGAAAUGAUGAAUUUCGGUUUGAUGACAGACGUAAUCUUUGUAAUUUUUGCCGUAUCGAAUUUUUGCACCAGUAUCGGUUUCAAUAUGCCCUACGUCUAUAUUGUGUCACAAGCCAAGGCCCUGCAUUUGACCGGUGAACAGUCUUCCUAUUUAAUUGCAAUUAUUGGUGUGGCGAAUACGAUAGGCAGAAUUAUAUUGGGUUAUGUCUCGGAUAAGCCAUGGGUGAACCGUCUGUGGGUCUAUAAUGUGUGUCUGACGAUUUGUGGUAUUGCAACAGCCAUGUGUCCCUUGUGUACCGGGUUCUAUUCGUUGGCAUUCUAUUGUUCGGUAUUUGGUUUCACCAUUGGUGCCUAUGUGGGUUUGACGUCUGUAAUUUUGGUCGAUUUGCUGGGUUUGGAGAAACUGACAAAUGCCUUUGGUAUUUUGUUGCUGUUCCAAGGUGUGGCAUCACUGAUUGGACCACCUAUUGGAGGUUGGAUGUACGAUAUUACGUUUUCCUAUGCCCCCGCCUUUAUCCUGGCCGGCAUUAUGAUUGCCAUCAGUGGUCUAAUCAUGUUUGUCGUACCACCCAUUCAGCGCCGCCAAGCGAGAAAGCAGCGGGAAUUAAAUGCUCAAGAAAUUGCUCUAAGUUAGAAAAUGUUGUAAAUUGUUUAUAAAUUAAAAAAAAAGAAAUUAUUAUUAAUAAUUUAAUAACAAAUAAACCUAUUUUUGUGUAGGUAGAUAAUUAUUAAAAUUAAUAUUUUUCAAAAGACUUUGAACACACACA
Messenger RNA from Musca domestica (house fly), 2957 nucleotides. RefSeq names its product monocarboxylate transporter 12 (gene Mct1). Gene Ontology annotation, molecular function: monocarboxylic acid transmembrane transporter activity. NCBI's taxonomy places the organism in Eukaryota, Metazoa, Arthropoda, Insecta, Diptera, Muscidae. Bases 998 to 2824 code for a protein of 608 amino acids. Gene Ontology annotation, biological process: monocarboxylic acid transport; transmembrane transport. The transcript has 9 exons. The record is from RefSeq and is a predicted model, not a curated record.